Molecule: messenger RNA, 8159 nt
Organism: Calidris pugnax (ruff)
Lineage: Eukaryota; Metazoa; Chordata; Aves; Charadriiformes; Scolopacidae
Gene: PALM2AKAP2
Product: A-kinase anchor protein 2
Exons: 12
Coding region: 382-4368 (1328 amino acids)
Biological process (GO): regulation of cell shape
Cellular component (GO): membrane
Source: RefSeq, a predicted model, not a curated record
GGCUCUCCCUGCGCUCAGCUGCCGGGCGAGCGCCUACAUGGCUGGUGUGACAGCGGCGGCACACGGGAGCGGCGAUGACACGCCGUUAGCCCUACAGCUGGGAGACAGGCAGCCAGGCAGGCACCGCUCCAGGGACUAAAAUGAUCCUGCCCUGAGACAGCCUGCAGUGCCUCCCAAAGUGGCUGGCUACUACACAGGAGCCGGGCUUUCUUUGCAAUUAACUCCAGUUCCCCCCCCACCUGGGGGUGACUGCAGUGUGUGUGUGUGCUCCGCUUGGUUUUUUAUUUGCCUUUUUUGGCUUUUUUUUUUUUUUUUUCCCCCUCCUCUCCACCACCACCACCCGUCUCCCUCUCUUUCUCCUCCCGUGUCCUUCUCUCCAGGAUGGCGGAAGCAGAGUUGCACAAGGAAAGGCUCCAAGCCAUAGCAGAGAAAAGGAAAAGGCAGACAGAAAUAGAAGGCAAGAGACAACAGCUUGAGGACCAGAUACUUCAGCUGCAGCAUUUCAAGUCAAAAGCUCUUCGGGAAAAAUGGCUGCUACAGGGAAUUCCUGCUGGCUCCGCAGAAGAGGAAGAAGCCAGAAGGAAGCAGUCAGAAGAGAAUGAGCUGAAGGUGAAAAAGCUGGAGGAAAACAUACACAGGCUGGAACAAGAAAUACAGAAACUAGAAAGUGAGGAAUCCCAAAUAUCUGCCAAAGAACAAAUCAUUUUGGAGAAACUAAAGGAGACAGAGAAAUCCUUCGACAACUUGCAAAAGAGUUUCUCACACCAGGACGGUGAUGCAGUAAAUUACAUUUACUCCCAGAUCCCUGAACUCCCAACCCUCUAUUCACGAACAGCAGAGCCAGUUCCUGGGCGGGACGGAGCAAGCAGAGUAGCUGCUUUGUGCACCAUGGAAAUAAAUGUGGAGAAAGACAAACAGACAGGAGAGACCAAGAUUGUCUCUGCUUCACCUAUUGGCCCAGAUGAGGCCCAUCAAAGAGGAUUCAAAGUCUAUGAUGAUGGUACCAAGGUAGUCUAUGAGGUUCACUCUGGUGGCACAGUAGUAGAAAAUGGAGUACAUAAAUUAAGCUCAAAGGACGUAGAUGAACUUAUGCAAAAAGCUGGACAAUCAAGUGUAAAAGGAGGGUAUGAAACAAUGACUGUGUCAGAGAGAAAUGCGGUAGCCGAUGGAAACCUUAGCCAUAUGAAGGAGCAAAUGCUCUUCAAGGAGGCAAAGCUGGAAAUGGUACACAAACCCAGUAAAGGGCAUGCUGUGAUCCCUCAGCCCCAAGACAAACCCUGUGGUGGCGAAGCCCUGGAGGCCAGCGCAGAUCAGCCAGUAACAAUGAUAUUUAUGGGCUACCAGAACAUCGAUGAUGAAGAGGAGACGAAGAAAGUGCUGGGCUAUGACGAGACCAUCAAGGCAGAGCUGGUCCUCAUCGAUGAAGACGACGAGAAGUCGUUGCGGGAGAAGACGGUGACGGACGUCUCCACCAUGGAUGGGAAUGCCGCUGAGCUGGUCUCUGGCAGGCCCCUGUCGGACACGACAGAGCCCUCCUCUCCCGAGGGGAAGGAAGAGAGCCUGCCCUUGGAAGCUGCCCCAGGCGCAGGAGGAUCGGAUAUGCUGCCGAGGGACCCGCCGGGACCGUGCUCCUGUGAAAGUCCCGAAGCUGAGGAGGGUGCAGGGAAAUCUUCCAGAAUCCCUGAGGAUGACAUCAGGUUGAGAAAAAACAGAGACCAAAACUGUGCCAAUUUCUUGGAGCCAGCUACUGUGCUUGCUACAAAGGAAGAGAAAAUGGAAAUUGAAGUUCCAGUUUCUGAACAUAAAAGCAUCACCACAGUGGCUUCACCACAUCCCAUAGACAAUCCAACCCACUUCUUUUCCCCUGCUGCCAGCCACAAUGGACUUAAGGACAGGCAUGAAUCUCUAGACAGUGAAGUUGCUAAAGAGAUCAGAUACCUAGAUGAAGUGCUGGAGGCAAAUUGCUGUGAUUCCGCUACAGAUAAUACCUUUAAUGGGACAUCGUCCCCUGAACCAAGUGCAGUCUCCAUUAUGGACAGCUCAGGAGCAUCUGUUAAUGUCAAUAAUGAUUCAGUACCCAGCGAACAGGAAGAAGAUGUAGCCAACAAGCAGGCACCCUUGGUUGUUGAACCACGUGAGGGUAGCAUAACAGAUGAGAACCUGAAAUCUAAUGGCCAUUCCUUGGGUGGACUGAAGGAAGACACUAGGGAAAGUCUGAAGGUGCCAGGAAGUCCCACUUCUUCAAACAGUUCUAGAAGAAGCUCUAAGGAUGGAGAAACAACUCUUACAACCCUUAAGAAAGAGGCUAAGUUUGAACUACGAGCCUUCCACGAAGACAAAAAGCCCUCAAAGCUCUUUGAAGAUGAGGAAGAGAAGGAAAAAUACAGGGUUCGCAAAGUGAGACCAUCAGAGGAAAUGAUGGAACUUGAAAAGGAAAGAAGGGAACUCAUUAAAAGCCAGGCUGUCAAGAAAAACCCCAACAUUGCCGCCAAAUGGUGGAACCCUCCCCAGGAGAAGACCCUGGAGGAUCAACUGGAUGAAGAGCACCUGGAGUCCCACAAGAAGUACAAGGAGCGCAAGGAGAGACAGCAGCAGCAGGGUGCAACACCAACAUCCCCCAAACAGAUCAGCUACUCCUUUGUGCCACCAGAGCCGGUCAAUGUCAAGAAAGAGGAUAUUGUCACAGAGCAGAUUGACUUCUCAGCUGCCAGAAAGCAAUUCCAGCUGAUGGAGCAUUCAGGUCCAUCUCAGGGUCAGGCCCCACCGAGGCGGUCAGGAACACCCAAAAUGUUCUCCAUCAAACCCUUCUACAAAAGCCUCAAUUCUCCAAAUGUAGACAGGCCACUGUCCUCUGUGACAAGACCCGUUUCAGUGUGUGGGCAAACAGGACAGCUUGAGGGUAACAAUGCCACUGUUGUCAAAGCACAGAAGGUCUCCUGUAGCUCAGAAGAUGAUACAAGUGCUCAGACUACCACUGCUGACCCAGUAAGAGAGUUACGGUGCAGUGAUAGCCCCCGAGCUGGACAGGGCUCAAAACUGUGGGCAGAGGAUGGAGAAUUCAUGAGUGCAAAAGCCAUCUUCACAGUGGUGAAGGAUGAUGGACAGGGUGUGCUAGACCAGCUCCCAAAGUCAGCCAGCGCUUCUUCCCCUCCAGAGGAGCUUGAUUCUGGUUUGGAUGACUUGUCUGUCAGGUCUCAGGAUACCACUGUCCUGGAGACCCUUUCCAAUGACUUCAGCAUGGAUAACAUCAGCGACAGUGGUGCCUCCAAUGAGACCAUGAGCGCCCUGCAGGAAAGCUCGCUGGCUGAUUUCUCCCUGCCACAGACCCCACAGGCCGACACUCCAGCAGAGUGCAGGGGCGAAGGCAUCUCCAAGUCGUUCAGCGACCUGGGCUGUGACUCUCUCUCCUCAGCCAUGGCAGACUCCAUGCUGAUUGAUGACCAGCUGGAGUACCACGCUGGCCUGCUGGUUCAAAACGCCAUCCAACAAGCCAUAGCCGAGCAGGCAGAUAAGGCAAACUGCAAGGAAGAAGAAACCCCAUCAGGGAAGGAGAUCUCAGUCAAAGAGCAGCCAGCCACCACCAGGCCAGCUCCAGCCUCCAAGGAGCAGCAGAACCCAAUGUUCGCGCCACCCCAGGUGUCAUCACCAGUUCAAGAAAAAAGGGACACCAUACCAAAGACUUCAAAAGAAGACGACUCAGGACUCAGGGAAGGGAAGAGUUCGCAGCAGUCACCUGUGUACUCAGCCAGCCAGCCAUUCCUUGUGGAGGAAAACAGGCAUGAAGUCAGCUAUUUCAGCAAGUACUCAGAGGCAGCUGAGUUGAGGAGCACCGCCUCCAUCCUGGCCACGCAGGAGCCUGAAGUGACCGUGGGCCCUUUCAAGUUACGGUCAAGGAAGCAGCGGACUUUGUCGAUGAUAGAAGAAGAGAUCAGAGCUGCCCAGGAGCGAGAGGAGGAGCUGAAGAGGCAGCGCCAAGGUCUGCAGGUGGCAUCGAGCCCUGUUGUGAAGAGCGCACCACCCAUGCCCACCAGAACCGUGUCUUACAAAACCGCACCAGGAAAGAUAGAGAAGAUCAAGCCUCCUCCAUCCCCCACCACAGAAGGACACGUCUCACAGUCUGACCCAGCGUCUGAGGAGCCUGCAGGAGCCCAGCGACCCAAGAACCUGAUGCAGACCCUCAUGGAGGAUUAUGAAACACACAAAACUAAGAGACGAGAAAGGAUGGACGACAGCAGUUACACCUGUAAAUUACUGUCUAGCAAGGUUACUUCUGAGGUCCUGGAGGCCACCAGGGUGAACCGCAGAAAGAGUGCUCUGGCGCUGCGUUGGGAAGCCGGCAUUUAUGCCAACCGGGAGGAGGACGAAUAACCACCUUGCAGCGUGAAGAACAGUGACGAGGCAUGCCGAAACCAAAAAAAAAAAAAAAAAAAAAAAAAAAAAAAAAAAGAAAGAGAGAAAGGAAGGAAGGAAGGAAAAAAAAAAUAUCAAACACAAAAACCACCACGAAAGCAGCAGCAGCAGCAUUUUUAGUCCAAUAUUUAUUAAACACACAACAAACUCAGUGAUGCACAUAGACACAGAAAAUGAUCCGACUCCUGGCAAUCCUAAAACAACAACAGGAAAACCCCACCUAGAAAAUACGCCCUUCUCCUUUUCUCCAUCCCCUCCUCUGAAGUGGUGCGAGGGGGAGGGUGCAGGGGGUGGGAGCCAUCGCGGCGUUGAGGGGGGACAGGGACGGUUGUCCCCACACAGUGGAGAGGCUGCAGGUAUAUGGUUGGAGGUCAGCGUGGAGAAGCCUGCAGAGCUGGGGCUCAGGCUGGUGCUUCCUGCUAGCCAAGUUGACCACUCUGCCUUGCCCCCGGGACCACCAUCUGUCUGUCUGUGUCCCCCCUCCCCAGCAGCUCCCUCCCAUCGGAUGCUCCUGCGGGUCCUUCGCCUCCCAACGCCGCGCCGAGACCGACAGCGUUACCCCGGCACGCUCUGUCCAGCCACAAAACACCACGUGGCCCUCUCGUUGCUAUUUCUUUGAGGGCCCUGCAGGGUUGGGGUUUGGGAUUAGGGUGGGUUUUUUUUAGGGGAGUGGGUUCUGCUCCCCCUUCUAGUAAUUUAUCUGUUUAAAUGGGAAAAAAAAAAAAAAACAAAAAACAAAAAAACACCGAUAAAAAAACAACAACAGGGAGGCAGUUAUUGCAAAUGUACAAUCCAGUAGACUCAGUAAAACAGUCCUUGUGUUGCAAACACAAGCCAUCACAAUUUAGGAGUGGAAUAGAUGGGGAUGAGAGCUAAGCCAAAUGGAUUAACUUAGCUUUAGGAUCCUAUACGCUUGCAAUAUCACCUGAGCUCCAGGUUCUCAGAGCAUAUUUACGUAACAAAGUUUCUAAAUAGAAAAUCUGUAUUUAGCGGAUGACAACUAUUUUUUGAUGGUGGGGAGGGAAAAGAGUGGCAUAUGUGUAAAAUCUAUGAAGAUGGAUGAUUUGAAGUAGAAAGGUAGUGGGAAAGGGAUACAAAUAAAGGACAUUUAAUUUUUAAAUGACGCAAUAAUUGAACUAAGCCAGACUCUGGCCUAGAAAGAGGUAUGAAAUAAAGAAGGAAGAUAGUUAACGUCUUCAACUAUAUUUAUACAACAUAAAAAGCCUUUGAAGUAGAGUGCUUUGUGGAAGGCUUCACGUUUCCAGGCAACAUAAAAGCUAAAGGGCAUAAAGAGCUGCGAGGAGCGAGCAAGGGAGAGCAAGACAAGGGAAGAAAACAUCACUUUUACCAUUCAACCAGUGUUUUCAGUGCUACAAGCAAACCGUAGAGCCUUUAGUUACUGCUUAGGCUUGGGAUCAGCAGUGAAGGAUUAGUGUGGAUCUGUGUGUGCGUGUGUGUGUGCGUGUGUGCUGGUGUGAGUGCAGGCGUGUGCGUGGGGCUGGCAUACCAGAAAGGGUAUUCCAGUGCGUGUGCUGAUUAUUUUCUCCAGAGCUGUUUACCAGCUGUAGGGGUGAGUGCUAAUUUCUUUUGGUUGUUUUGUUUUCGUUUUGUUUUUUUUUUUUUUUUUUUUUUUUUUUUUUUUUUUUUCUCAAAGGGGAUAUAAAAACAAGGCACUGAGUUAAUGCAGUAUUUGUGAUAUUAAAAUUUGACCCAACAUGGUAUUUGCAUGAGUCACAAUUGCAAAGUAUUGACCAGUUUUGUAAGCUGACAAUUAGGAAAAGAAAUGUGGUAUUUAUUCUUGUGCUUUGUAUUUGUACGUAGUAUAGAGGCUGCGGGUUUACUCUUUCUUUUCACGCAAGCAAUACAAUAGGAGUAUUUUACAACUGGGAACCAUAAUUUCUGGAUUAGAAACCAACAAGUUUGGGAGAUGACAGAAAAAAAAAAAAAGACAGCGAGCUUUUUUCUAUAUUAAAUAAAAAAAAAAUCUGUCUUUUUUUAUAAAGAAACAAUUAUGAUUUUGACAUCUUUUUAAAAAAUCAUCAGCCAGGAUACUGGUCCUCCCUUAAGCCUUUCCUUGGUUUCAUGACCUGCUGUGCUGUUUUAUCCUGAAACGGUGAGCUCAUUUAGAAUGAGUACCGAUACUGUGAACAUACUUCUGGUGCUUUUCUUAAACAAAGACAGAGCUUGCAACCAAAUGAUUCCCACCCCUCCCGUCUCCCCCCGCCCCGCUUCAGUUCCUCCAACAUGUGAUUUCUGUCCGUGGACACUAGCAUUUUGAGGCUUAUUUUCAGGGAAUUGUAGCAGAUGAUACAAUUACAUAUACUCGUUAACUCAGUUCUGUCAAUUGUCUCCCCAAGUGCUGUUGAAGAGAAGAAAACCCUGCUGAACUGAGUGUGUUCACUGUGAUAAAGGGCAGCGAGCUUAUCUGAAGGAUGCUCUCUAAACCCAGGUGCACGGGGUGGCCCCGUGCCUAUGAAGGACUUGAGGUACCUAAUGAAGUGGACCUGUUGCUCGGAGGCGGCCGUCGGCAGAGAGCUGUGAUUCGCGUCUGCGGGCGGGUCGUGGCCGUUAAGACUGUAGGAAAAUCAGCGCCGCGCUCUGCUGAGACCAUGCCUCACUUAGCCACAUCCCCGAGCUCUGUGCAGCUGCACCAAGAGGAGUCCUGGCUCCCCCCCAGCCUUGGGGGAAGCAGGAAAAAGGGGUUUUUCCUCAGCAGAGGAGACGGCCCCUCUACUUGCGAUUGAGGUGGUCUUGCACCAAACAUCGCUCUUCAGAGUUUCCUCCAAUAUUUGCUCCCUGAAACCAGGGCAGGACUUGGCUGCCUUCCCAGGAACCUGCAUCUUUAUUUUAUUUAUUUAACCUGGAGGCUUUUUCUUUUUUUUUUUCCCCUCCUGCUCUCUCACUGGGCGCAUUGAUCACAAGACAUCUCUCCACUCUUUGCCACAUCCUUCCCUACCACCACAGUCAGCCCUCGGCCUUGGGAGGGAAAAUUAAAUGGUUCCCCUAGAAAGGGGAUGUGGUGGCGAGGAGAGGCCAGGCGGGAGUCCUCUGGGCUAGAAGCAUUCGCUCACAGCCCCUGCGACAAGAGUUACUUGCGUGUGUCAGUGCAGGACAGCCAAACUUUCCAUCCAGCAGAGUUUUUCUCUUCCAGAAAUUAUGGACGCUCGUAGCCAGCAGCACACACUCAGUGCUGUGGUAACACGAGUGCGGUGCAGUUUACUUGCCUCUGUUAUUUCAUUUGCAUGCUACCAAGCUUAGGUGUUUAUAAGUAUACGCCAGUAAUACAUAUCUAUCUAUAUAUAACUAUUAUCAAAUGCAACAAAAGAGCACUAUUGCAGAGUUAACUUUGUCUCCACAAAAGAAGCGCUCAGAUCCUUUCCCGUGGCAAAGACUGGUUUUAAUGAAACUGUGUAUUGAGAAAUAGUUAAGCAUUAGCAUUUGUGAUUAUAAUCACUUUGGGGUUACAGUGCAGGUUUUCUGAACAAUUCGUUUUAAAAGCUGCCAGUUUGGGCUUCAUCUUGCUCCGUACUGACAUUAUCUGAAGGAAAAUACAGUAGCAUUGACAUGUUUGGCAACCAAAAGGCGGCAUCCUUGUCAUGACUUAUCAACCAGUUUCAACAAUACCUGGCUUUCUGUAUGUUAACCACUUAAAUGUUAUCCUGCUUCUGUUUUAUAGUGACUGUGAGGCCUACAAUGCAAGUAUAUAAUUAUUUUCUCAUUAAAACAGAAACCUGUGUUGUGUUUCUAUA